Messenger RNA from Trematomus bernacchii (emerald rockcod), 1110 nucleotides. Its product is annotated as E3 ubiquitin-protein ligase TRIM11-like. The coding region runs from base 1 to 1110 and encodes 369 amino acids. Lineage: Eukaryota; Metazoa; Chordata; Actinopteri; Perciformes; Nototheniidae. The record is from RefSeq and is a predicted model, not a curated record. The transcript has 4 exons.
AUGGCUUCCAGGUUAGAGGAAGAUUUCUGCUGUCCGGUCUGUAAGGAAGUCUUUAGAGAUCCUGUCAUGCUGUCCUGCUGCCACAGCUUCUGUAAAGCCUGUCUGCAGACCUGGUGGACGGGGAAAGAAGUAAAGGAGUGUCCAGUCUGUAAGACAGAAUCUUCAAGAAGAAAUCCCCCCUGUAACCUGGCUUUAAAGAACCUGUGUGAGACCUUCUUACAGGAGAGAGAUCAAAACCACAGAUUCAGACCCAUGGAUGAAGCUGCUCAGGAUCUCAGAGAGGAGCUCCAGAAGUCUCUGCAGCCCUUUCAGGAGAAACUGAAGCUCUUUGAAGAAGUUAAAGUGAAGUUUGAUCAAACAGCAGGACACCUGAAGCUGCCCUCAGGAGCUCUGAUAGACCAGGCCAAACACCUGGGCAACCUCAGCUUCAACAUCUGGAGCAAGAUGAAGGACAUGGUGUCCUACUCUCCUCUCAUCCUGGACCCAAACACUGCUCAUAGAGGACUCGUCCUGUCUGAAGAUCUGACCAGAAAAGAUGCAAAGACGGCCGCCUUGCAAAAGACUAACCAAGAACUCAAACAACAAAAGGAGCGUUGUCUUGAGGAGAAAUCUGUAGAGAUAGUUGCUCUGCGUGAGAGAAACCAGGAACUCCAACAACAAAAGGUUCAUUGUGUUGAGGACAAAGCUGUAAAGAUAGCUGAUUUGCGUGAGAGAAACCAGGAACUCAAACAACUGAAGGAGCGUUGUGUUAAGGAGGAGGCAAAGAUGGCCGCCUUGCAAACAACAAACCAGGAACUCAAACAACAAAAGUUGCGUUGCGUUGAGGAGAAAGAUGCAGAGAUAGCUGCUUUGCUGAAGGAAAACCAAACACUGAAACAAGAGAAGGAACGUUGUGUGGUGGAGGAGGCGAAGGUGGACAAGAAAGAGGUUGUGGAGGUGAAAGUGGAACCAGAAGUGAGGCACGAUGUGAAAAUGAAUGCCCUGGAAAUUGAGCAGAAAGUCUUGCGCGGAAACAAUGAGGAACUGAACAUGAAAUAUGGAAAGCUCCUCAAGAUGCACGAGAAGGACAAAGCAGUGAUGGCCACCUUGAGAAAGUUACCUUUGUAUUGA